Molecule: messenger RNA, 507 nt
Organism: Hydatigera taeniaeformis
Lineage: Eukaryota; Metazoa; Platyhelminthes; Cestoda; Cyclophyllidea; Taeniidae
Source: the annotation of a GenBank genome assembly
AUGCCAUCAUCCUUCCUCGAAGAUCCUUUAGCUCUUGUCCCAGGCCGCAUUGCUACCUUCAAGAAAUGGCCAUUCAGACGUCCCAAAGACAAAUGCGUCCCUCAAACCUUAGCCAACGCUGGAUUUUAUCAUCGACCAGAUGUAUCGGAGGACUCAGUUCAAUGUUUUGUUUGCCACAAAUUCUUUUAUGGAUGGAAUCCUGACGAGGAUCCGAUGACCGAGCAUAAGACUAAGUGCCCUGACUGCGCCUUCGUGCGCCUAGUGGAGGAACAUGGUGGGGGUUACGAGAAGGCACCACGUCUGGCAGUGAUCGAGACAGAGUGCGCUCGCCUCCGGGAUAAAUUUUCCUAUCUCUUCGAGCAGGAGCUGCAGCACCGUCUCCAAAUUUAUGACAACGAUCUCAAGCGUCUUAAGGAGGCCGUCUUCUCAUUCACCAAGAACAACAAUAUAACCCUACCAUCGACUGUCGUAAAGACUAGAAAUGCAAGGAAAAGGCCCGCUUGUUAA